AUGAAUUCUUUGCAAAAAAAGACUUUAUCAUGGGUAAUUGCGUUUAUAUUUGCCGCUGUUACAGGAGCUCUGAUAUUUUCCGCUGUGGAGCGUCCCAACGCCGAUAAUGAAUCAAAAAGAAAACAAGAGCUCCUGCACGAUCUAAAAAGAGAGAUGGAAAAUAAGUAUAAUAUGACUCCAUCGGACUUUGAUAACUUCACGAAGUUAUCUUGCAAGGCACUCAGCAGUGGACCUACCUGGGAUUUCGUUGACGGUCUCCAGUUUGCCUUUGAAACGUUAACAACUAUUGGUAAGUGGUAUAAUGUGAGCAUUGUAAAAGGUUCAUAGCAACGUACUAAUCUCCAACGCAACUGUUUUUGAAAACGUAGCGUGACAGACCUAGGGUAGAUUUCCAAUGUCGCGUACUUUUUACGUGCGUUAGUGCGUAAAAUUGACGUUCGCAAAAAGAAUCGAGGCAAUGUAUGAAAGGUCACAAUGCAAGUAAAAGUACAAGUUGAACCUCGCUGAUCUUCACGUUUAAGCUCCCCCGUUCCCUUGUUCCCCAAGUUCUCCUGUUCCCUUGUUCCAUUGUUUCCCUGUUCCCCUUGUUUCCCUGUUCCCUUUGUUCCCCUGUUCCCCUUGUUCCUCUCUUGCCCUUUUCCCCUGUUUCCCUUGUUCCUCUUGUUUCCCCUGUUCCCCUGCUCCCCUUGCUCCUCUGUUGCCCUUUCCCCUGUUUCCCUUGUUCCUCUUGUUCCCCCUGUUUCCCUGGUUGCCCUUGUUUUCCUGUUCCUGUUGUUCCCCUGUUUCCCUUGUUCCCCUGUUCCCCUUGUUCGUCUUGUUCCUCUGUUCCCCUCUUUCCCCCUGUUCUCCUGUUCCCCUUGUUUCCCUUGUUCCCCUUGCUAACUGCCUCGAGUGUGAAUUCACGGCUCAUUACAAGUACCAACGGAUUCAACUUUCGAAUAAUAAAUUCAUUAAUGGCAUCUUGGGGGUACGCUUGACCUGGCUUGACUGAAAGAGACAAACUGGAGUUUUGACAUGUCGGUUUUUGAGGAGAAGGGAUGGGGCGAGAACAAUCAAGAAUGUCGGUAGUUACAACUGCCAUUCGUUUUAUACUUAAUUGCACCCCGUGACGAAUUGAAUCUCUGUCUUAGGAUAUGGUGCUAUUUCACCCUCCACCAAAACUGGCCAAGCCCUGUGCAUCGUCUUUGCAAUUAUUGGUAUCCCUGUUACCAUCUUGGCUUUUCAGGCAGUUGGUGAGCUUAUUAGCCGAGGAAUAACUGUUGCUAUCACAAAGAUUGAAAAGCGAUGUUUCAGACAAGACCCAACCAACGUGGAGGCCAAGUGUACUGCUGUGACCUUUGCAUUAAUGUUAAUCAUGCUACUCUGUGGCUCUGUCAUGCAAGUUUAUUUGGAGGAAUGGAGCUUUCUUGUCGCAGUUUAUUACUGGUUAAUAACUUUCACUACCAUUGGUUACGGUGAUUAUAUAACAGGUAAAAAACAAGUGUUCUGGGGCGUUGUGUUUUUUCUUGCUUGGUGUACGCUUGGGCUGUGCGUGUUUUCCAGUGUUUUGAACGCCAUAGCGUCCUAUAUUUCAAAAAGACGACCUUGCCGAAGAGUUUGUUCUUGCUUCACUGGAGACCGAGAAAUGGAGGAUACAAACGGAAACUUACAGGACAAUGGAAAUAGUCAAGAGAAGAAAGAAAAUGGAACUAAGAUGAACGAAAGUAAAAUAAAUGGAAGAGACGAAUCCCAAAUGAUUUGUGACAGUGUCGGCGAGAACAAAGAGGAUACUGAGUAUAACAGUUCCACUUAUGUUUAA
Molecule: messenger RNA, 1798 nt
Organism: Porites lobata
Lineage: Eukaryota; Metazoa; Cnidaria; Anthozoa; Scleractinia; Poritidae
Source: the annotation of a GenBank genome assembly